Molecule: messenger RNA, 1599 nt
Organism: Oppia nitens
Lineage: Eukaryota; Metazoa; Arthropoda; Arachnida; Sarcoptiformes; Oppiidae
Exons: 3
Coding region: 1-1599 (532 amino acids)
Biological process (GO): protein phosphorylation
Molecular function (GO): ATP binding; protein kinase activity
Source: RefSeq, a predicted model, not a curated record
AUGAAAACACAAACCUUAACACCAAAUGAUUGGAUCAAAAGGAUUGAAAGGUUUUAUGUGUUUGACGACGAUUUAGGUGUUAAUAUGUUGUUUGUGACUAUCGAUGAUCGGGUCUAUGGAUUGGGUGCUAAUCUCUGGGGAUCACUGGGUUUGGGACACAACCAGUGGGUGAGUGAACCACAAGAGAUCAUUGAAUUGAGACAUAAAAAGUGUAUUAAUUUCUUAAACGGAGAAGAAUUCUUAGUUUUUGUGUCGAGUGAUAAUUGUUUAUAUAGUUGUGGUUAUAAUAGAUACGGACAAUUGGGUAAGAGUAGUGAUGAUAAUGAAUAUAAGACACCAAUGAUAGUACAAAUCAAUGCAAACAAUGAUUUAAUACGUGAUGUUAGUUGUGGUUCAUUUCAUACAUUAAUUGUAACCGAAAAUAAUAAUGAAGUGUAUGGUUGGGGUAGUAAUACAUUCUUACAAAUCGGUAGUCGAGACAUCACUUGCGAUGCUAUAAUAAGACCUGAAAAAAUUGAAUUCAAUGUUAAUUAUUGUAUAAAAUCUGUUCACUGUUUUGAUAACUCAUCGUUUGCACUGACAAGUGAUGGACAAGUGUUUAGUUGGGGUCACAAUCGAGACAAUCAAUUGGGACUUAAUAGCAUUGAUUUGAUAAUAUUUAGACCACAAUUGAUAUGCAAUUUGUCUGGUAUUACAUCAAUACAAUCGGGUGUUGGAGAAACAUAUUUUAGUAGUAGUAAUAAAAAUGAAGUAUAUUUUUGUGGUUUAACAAACGAUAUUUAUUUAAAAGAACUUGAAAAUAUGACUAAAAUAACGGCACAAUAUUUAGUGAAUGUGAUAGGUGUUUGGGGUUAUAAUAAUUGUAUAUAUAUUCAAAUGGAGUAUUGCUUAAUGAGUCUGAAAGAUGGCAUCAAAUUGAAAACACAGGUAUUUAACAGAAAACAAUCAUUAGAUGAACCCAUGGAUUGUAUGGAGUAUUACAUUACGUGUGAAAUACUAUUAGAAGUGUUAGAAUGUGUCCGAUAUUUGCAUGAAUUGAAACCACCGGUCAUUCACAGGGAUCUCAAACCCGACAACAUAUUGAUUGCCGACGAUAUCCGAAACGGACGGUUCAUUAAAUUAUGUGAUUUAGGAUUAAUAACAGUUCACGAAAUGGUAUCACAGAGUCAUACGUCAGGUGUUGGAAGUCCUAAAUAUAUGGCACCCGAAGUCAUAAGUGGUCGCAAAUAUGACACCAAAGCUGAUGUCUAUAGUAUUAGUGUUAUUAUUGAAGAGUUAUUCGAUACGAAUGUCAAUGAUUCUCGCGAUAAAUAUAUUAAACACGAGUGGAGUAAUAAAUAUUGUAAACUAUUAGAUGUUAUUAAUGAGUCAAUGAAACCUAUAUAUGAUGAGAGACCUACCUGUGCCGAGAUUAUUGAACAAUACAAUGAAUGGGCUAUUGAUAGCACUGUUGUUACAUCUGAUAUCAAGAUUGAUGAAAAACUAGAGAAAAUAAAACACAAAGAAAGGGAACUCCGUUCAGAAGACAGGGAUUCAGAGCCAGAAUUUUGGGAAAUAUUCUAUACAUUCGUUAAUUAUAAACUCAAUUAUAAUCAAUAA